This is a messenger RNA of Magnusiomyces paraingens, 1950 nucleotides long. RefSeq lists its product as uncharacterized. Gene Ontology annotation, molecular function: zinc ion binding; nucleic acid binding. The coding region runs from base 1 to 1950 and encodes 649 amino acids. The record is from RefSeq and is a predicted model, not a curated record. Gene Ontology annotation, cellular component: cytoplasm. Lineage: Eukaryota; Fungi; Ascomycota; Dipodascomycetes; Dipodascales; Dipodascaceae. The transcript has a single exon.
AUGGGAUCCGCGCAAAGUAAUGACCCAGCAGCUGCUGCAGCGUCCGCUCAGUUCAAUGCCCUGAUCCGCGAAAUGGACUACUACAAGCUUCUCAAUGCUGAACGCAACGCCUCCCCCGACGAACUCAAAAAGGCUUACCGCAAAAUGGCUCUUCGUCUGCAUCCAGAUCGUAAUCUGGGCCAGGAAGAAGAAGCCACGGUUCUCUUUGCCAAAAUCCAGGCAGCCUACGAUGUCCUCUCUGACCCCCAGGAACGCGCAUACUACGACCAGUUUGGUCAUCGCGGUCGUGGUGGCCAACAACAACAGUACUCUCAACAACAAGAAGAGUUUGUACCACGCUUUUUGACAGUUGAAGAACUUAAACGAUACGUAUCUGAUCUUGAAAUGUACAAGGGUGUGGCCAGCGGUGGCGAGCUCAAGUUUUACAAAGUUGCAGGCGAUAUCUUUAAGCGAUUAGCACGUGAAGAGCUGGAAUCACAGCCCAAAUUUAAUCCAAUGUACGAACCUUUGCCAGCCAAAUUCGGUACUUCCAAGACUGAUUAUCUGGAAGAGCUCGAACCCUUUUACAAAGCUUGGGCCGCGUUUUCUACCAUCAAACCUUUUACAUGGGCUGACAAGUACGAUGUCAAAUAUGCGGAGGACAGACGUACACGACGCGCCAUGGAUGCGGCCAACAACAAGGCACGCGAAGCAGCCAAACGUCAAUUUAAUGCUGCUGUUAAGACGUUUGUGGCCUUUAUUCGCAAAAACGAUCCGCGAUAUAAGCGGUAUGCUGGACAAGAUGCAGCCAACCUUGGGUUUGGGAAGAAGGCGAAUGCGAAAAAAUCAGCCAAGCAACUUUCUGAAGAGGAACGGAAGCGCAAUGCUCAAGAACGGACUACUUAUGAAGAACAAGAAUGGGAGCGGAUUUCGAAGCAAGAUGUGAAUACAUUUUUCUCCGACUCUGAAGAGGAAAAGAAGAGUGCAAGGAAAACUGCAGCAGCAGGAGAACCACCUGCUGGGUUCACAAGAGAGGAAAAUACAGAAACAGGGUCUGAUGAAGGGUCUGAUGUGGAAGAAGUGUUUGAAUGUGUGGUGUGUGAUAAAACAUUUAAGACGACAAAGCAGCUGGUUGCGCACGAGCGAUCAAAGAAACAUAUCAAGGCAGUGGAGCAGCUUAAGGAAGAGAUGCGCAAGGAGGGCAUUGAUCUUGGGUUUGACCAAAAGGACGAGCCAAAAGUAGAAGAAGAAGAAGAAGAAAAAGAGAGUUCUGAAGAAGAGCCACCCAAAACCAGUGGAUUUGCGGCACUACAAACUAGCGAUGAUGAGGAUGAUGACGAAAGUGAGGAAGAAGACGAAAUUGUUCCACCAUCAAAGUCCAGUGCGUUUAGUGCGCUCAUGUCUGAUGAUUCCGAUGAAGAUUCUGAGGACGAGUCAACAGAUGAAAUGCAUAAGCCUGUAUCGAGCGGAUUUGGCGCGCUCAUGUCAGAUAGUGAAGAAGAGGAAGAUGAUGAUGAUGAUGAUGACGAUUCAGAGGAAGAGUCAUUGGAUGAGGCUCAUAAACCCGUGUCUAGCGGGUUUGGCGCUCUCAUGUCGGACAAUGAAGAAGAAGAAGAAGAAGAAGAAGAAGAAGAAGAAGAAGAAGACGAUUCCGAAGACGAUUCUGAGCCUACUCCUGCACCAGUUCCCAAAAAGUCUACAGCCAAAGAUCAAUCGAUUGCCGAUCUUCUUGCACAGCUCGAACAAACACGCAUGGGCUCUUCUUCACCAGCAGCCUCAACCUCGGCCUCGUCACAGAAAUUGGGCAAAGCUAAGCAGCGCAAAAUUAAGAAAAAUACACACGGUAAUAACUAUAGCUCCGGCGCAGGCGGCGGACCAACGCUCCUGUGCAAUGUGUGCAAACAAUCUUUUUCCAGCAAAAACAAGCUGUUUGAUCACAUUAGACAUACAGGACAUGCUGCUGCACGAUAA